This is a messenger RNA of Dothidotthia symphoricarpi CBS 119687, 889 nucleotides long. RefSeq lists its product as uncharacterized. The transcript is spliced from 2 exons. Lineage: Eukaryota; Fungi; Ascomycota; Dothideomycetes; Pleosporales; Dothidotthiaceae. The record is from RefSeq and is a predicted model, not a curated record. The coding region runs from base 24 to 764 and encodes 246 amino acids.
CACCACUCCACCCAACCACAACCAUGGACCUCGUGCAAACCGUCCGCAAAGAAGGCAGCCGCGGCGGCCGCGCCGACUUCAAAUGGGAAGACGUCAAAGGCGACGCGCAGCGCGAAAACUACCUGGGCCACUCGCUGAUGGCGCCCGUAGGCCGCUGGCAGCACGGCCGCGACCUGAACUGGUACGCCAAAGGCGACGCCGACGCCAAGGAGACGGAAGCAGACCGCAUCCGCGAGGAGAAGCGCAAACUGAAGGAGGCCGAGCACGAUGCCAUGCUAGCGGCCAUGGGGCUGCCUGUUCCGGUUAGGGGCGAGGAGAAUGCGAACAUGGUGCCUUUGGGGAAGAAGGCGGGAGAGGAGGAGGAGGAGGGUGGGAAGGAGAAAGCUGGCGAUGACGAUGCAAAUGACAAUAUGGAGAAGAAAGAGAGGUCGCGAAAACAUACACAUGGACGUGAUGACGAGCGGGAGCGCAAGAGGAGGCACAGGGAUCGGAGUCGCUCGAGGGACCGCGAGCGCAGACAUAGACCGCGAUCACGCGACAGGCGGAGGGAUGACGAUAAAGACCGCGAGAGGCGCAGGCACCGAUCACGAAGCCGUGAUCACAAGCGACGAGAAGACCGCCCCGAGCGUAGGAGGGAGCGAGAUGUUGAUGAACCGCGACGGCGCUCACGGUCUCGCUCGGACGAUAGGCAGAGGCGUCGUCGACGCGAUACACGGAGUAGGUCGCCCCAUGAGACGGAGCAGAGGAGCAGGAGGAGAGAUUGAGCUUCUUUUUAUUCUUUCAGUCAUGUGGAUGGAUGGCUAUGUUUAUUUCUCUGAGCGCGUAAUAGUAAUGCAACCUUCGAACGGUAGAUAUGUCGACUUCUGCUUGGAAAUCAGUAUUGAGCAUG